Molecule: messenger RNA, 1557 nt
Organism: Penicillium canariense
Lineage: Eukaryota; Fungi; Ascomycota; Eurotiomycetes; Eurotiales; Aspergillaceae
Gene: trpE
Product: anthranilate synthase TRP2
Exons: 4
Coding region: 1-1557 (518 amino acids)
Biological process (GO): L-tryptophan biosynthetic process
Molecular function (GO): anthranilate synthase activity
Source: RefSeq, a predicted model, not a curated record
AUGGCACCUCCGAUCGCCAAUGUCCCGUCGCUCGAGACGGCGCGGGAGAUCAUCUCGAAGUCGAGAAACUCCCAAUUCCCUCCAAACUUGCUGCCCAUCACAGCGUCUAUCCCGGCAGACCUGUUGACACCCACCUUGGCUUAUCUCAAGCUUGCAGAGAAUUCGCGCAUGUCGUUUUUGUAUGAGAGUGCGGCGACCACAGAGACUAUCGGACGAUACAGCUUCGUUGGCGCAGACCCGAAAAAAGUGAUCAAGACCGGCCCCGGCCAUGGCCCUGCCGCCGACCCCCUCCCCAUCCUUGAAGCCGAGCUUUCCCAGUCCCGGGUUGCAUCUGUGCCUGGCCUGAUCCUCCCCCCGCUCACUGGCGGAGCCAUCGGCUACGUGGGUUACGACUGCGUCCGAUACUUCGAGCCCAAGACGGCUCGGCCCAUGAAAGAUGUUCUGGGUGUGCCGGAGUCGCUCUUCAUGCUGUUCGACACGAUUGUUGCCUUCGACCACUUCUUCCAGGUUGUCAAGGUCAUCACCUAUGUCCCGAUCCCCGCCAACGAUGCCGACAUCGAGGCCGAGUACCGCAAGGGUCAGGAGGUGAUCCAGAGCACCAUUGAGACUCUGCUGCAGGACCGCACGCCGCUGCCGCCGCAGGGCCCGAUUAUUCCCGACCAGGAGUACACAUCCAACAUCGGACAGGAGGGGUACGAGAGCCACGUCAACCGACUGAAGGAGCACAUCAAGAAGGGCGAUAUUUUCCAGACCGUGCCCUCCCAACGGCUAUCACGCCCGACAUCCCUUCACCCAUACAACCUCUUCCGCCACCUUCGCACCGUCAAUCCCUCCCCCUACUUGUUCUACAUCGACUGCCAGGACUUCCAGCUCGUCGGCGCCAGCCCAGAGCUCCUCGUCAAAGAAGAGCGCGGCCGCAUCAUCACCCACCCCAUCGCCGGCACCGUCAAGCGUGGCAAGACCCUGGAAGAAGACACCGCGCUCGCUGACGAGCUGCGCAGCAGCCUGAAGGACCGCGCUGAGCACGUCAUGCUGGUCGACCUGGCCCGCAACGACGUGAACCGCGUCUGCGACCCAACCACCACGCAGGUGGACCGGCUGAUGGUGGUCGAGAAGUUCUCGCAUGUGCAGCAUCUCGUCUCGCAGGUAUCAGGCGUCCUGCGCCCCGACAAGACCCGCUUUGAUGCCUUCCGCUCCAUUUUCCCGGCCGGCACCGUGUCCGGCGCCCCCAAGGUGCGCGCCAUGCAGCUCAUCGCCGAGCUGGAGGGCGAGAAGCGCGGCGUGUAUGCCGGCGCGGUGGGCUACUUCGGGUACAACAUUGCCAAUGCGGACGGGUCGGGCGAGGUGCCUGGUGCGAUGGACACGUGCAUUGCACUCCGGACGAUGAUGGUCAAGGACGGCGUGGCGUAUUUGCAGGCUGGUGGGGGUAUUGUGUUUGACUCAGACCCGUACGAUGAGUACAUAGAGACGAUUAACAAGCUCGGAGCGAACAUUGCGUGUAUCCGUGGCGCGGAGGCGAAGUACCUGAGCAUGGAGACGGAUGGGCGCACAGCAUGA